Messenger RNA from Periophthalmus magnuspinnatus, 7157 nucleotides. RefSeq lists its product as uncharacterized. The coding region runs from base 1340 to 5536 and encodes 1398 amino acids. Gene Ontology annotation, molecular function: GTP binding. Lineage: Eukaryota; Metazoa; Chordata; Actinopteri; Gobiiformes; Gobiidae. The transcript is spliced from 7 exons. The record is from RefSeq and is a predicted model, not a curated record.
CAAAUAAUAAUCAUAAAAUUAACAUUAAAACAGAAGAGUGCAGAAUAAAAACCUGACAUCUUCAGGAAGACUGUUCCAGGUUUUAGCUGCAUAAAACUGAAACACUGACCCCAUGUUUAGUCCUGACUCUGGGCACCAGCAGGAGGCCGGUCCCUGAAGUCCUCAGAGUGUGAGAUGGUUCAUGUGGCUCUAACAUGUGGGAGAUCUACUUUGGUGCUGGUCCAUGGAGAGACUUUUACACAAACAGACCUGCUUUAAAGUCUAUGUUAUUAAUUUGAUGUGGAUGUUAAAGUUCAAGUGAGUCCAUUAUUACCCCUAGAUUUCAAGCCAGACCCACUCCAGCGGUCUUCCUCAUCACCGACAAGUCCCCCCAUAACCUGGCGUCUUCCUACUUCAACAACCUCCUCCAUCUGCUCUUGUGGCUACCUGGCUGACACACUGAGAGACUUUCAGUAUUUUAUGGCUUGGUUUGACAUCAUAUCACGGGGUUUUGGCCCACUGAGUGGUGCAGCUUGUGGACUUGGGGCUUGGGGACAGAACCUGGGGACUGAUGUUGGGGACUCCUUGCAAAGAGGUAUCUAUGAACUUCUGAGAUGCUACAGCCUCUUACAUCAAAUAUGGCAGAAAAUGUUCAAGAGGAAACACUUCAGGGAAAUGUCCUCUCAUCAAUGACAGAAACAAAAGAGCGGAGAGAGAGAGAGAGAGAGGCUUUCCUGUUGUGUCUGCACAGUUUACCUGGCUCCCCCUAGAGGCUGCUGUGAUGCCUCAAUCUGCUGACCCUGCCUGACCAGUUCUCCUGUUAUGCUGCACUGGGACCUUUGACUGAGACACAAAAGCUGCAGCUAAACUUGAAUUUCCCUCAGGCUCAAUAAAGUAUCUCUCUAUAAGCACCACCCCUCUUGCCACCUCGAACAGCCGACUCAAACCUUCAAAACAGCCUACAUCCCCAUUAAGGACUGAGCAUUUACCCACUGAUCCAAAGUUCAAAUACCACUAGUUCCCUGGACACGUCCACUGACCCACAGGUUGGCGCUGCAGAUUCCAGCUCACACAGAUGAAUACUGUCUAUGUGUCCGAGGAAAGUCACUUAACCCACCUUGCUAUAUACAAAUAUGACCAUUAUUCAUACUGAUGGAAUAAUAUGUAAGCAGCAGGACACUUCAAACCCCACUCACCUUUGAAGAUGAUAGUGCCAGCCAUAAAGAUAUUUGAUGCUAGCCACACCUUUUCUGGGCAGGUCAGAAAGGGCUUUCACAGAUGGUUCACAUGAGUUUGGACUGGCCUGGAGAGCGUUGCUUAGACAAGUUCCUAAAUGUGACACUUCCCACUGAAAGACAAUAUGGCAGCAGCAAGACCUGUUCCAAUGAAACGAAGCAUCAGUCUUCCAUCACACAAGUCUGAGCUGAAGCUGGUUCUUCUGGGGGAAAGUCAGAGUCUGAAGGCUCCGGUGGGAAACCUCCUUUUGGGAAAAGCACAGUUCAGUCAACAUUAUAAAUGUGUCAAAGGCAGUGGAAGAUUUAAGGACAGACCAGUGACUGUGGUCUACACUCCAGACCAGCUUCUUUCCACUGUUUCCAAUGAUGGACGGAAGCGGUUUAUACAAGAGAUUAAAGAUCUGAGUGGCCCUGGUCCUCAUGUGUUUUUGCUAGUUCUACAGCCUGAAAUCUUCACUGAGGAAUACAAAAGGAGAAUUCAGUCAGUCCUGGAGAGUCUCAGUGAGCAGCCCUUCCACAAUUCAGUGGUGUUGAUGUCCAGACCACGAGCAGUGUCACUAGGGUCCAUGGAGGAAUACAUGAGUCAGCCACAUAUAAAGGACUUGAUCACUAAAUGUAAGAACAGAUAUAUGUGGAUGGAUUACAUUGAUCUAAAUGAUCUGAAACUUAAAGAGCUGUUUUCCACAAUCAAUAUGAUUUGUGAGCCAGACUAUCCACAAAAACCUGCAGUUCCGAAAAAUAGACAGGAGUGUCUGAGGAUUGUGUUGUUUGGGAAAACUGGCAACGGAAAAAGUGCCACUGCCAACACAAUUUUGGGCCGAGAGUCUUUCAAAUCUCUUACCCACGUUACAUCUGUCACCAAACUCUGUCAGAAAGAGGAGGGUGAAGUUGAUGGACAGAAGGUUGUUGUUGUUGACACUCCUGGUUUAUUUGAUACAUCUUUGUCAAAUGAGGAACUGCAGGGGGAGCUUGUAAAAUGCAUCACAAUGCUCGCUCCUGGGCCCCACGUCUUCUUAUUGGUGCUGCAGAUCGGCCGAUUCACUAAAGAAGAAAAAGAUUCGGUGGAGCUAAUCAAAACGUACUUUGGAGAAAAAUCAAGUGCCUUUAUCAUCACUCUCUUCACUAAAGUUGAUGCCCUUGAGAAUGUGUCCAUUGAAAAUUACAUUGAGGGAAGUGACAAUUUGAAGAAAAUUAUUCAAGACUGUGGAGGGAGAUUCCAUGGCUUUAACAAUAAAGACAAAAACAAUCAGUCACAGGUUCGAACACUCAUACAAAAAGCCAACAAAAUGGUGAUGGAAAACGGAGGGAGCUACUACACAACAGAGAUAUUCCAAGAGGCAGAGGUGGCCAUAAAAAAGGAGAUGGAGAGACUGCUGCAAGAAAAGGAGGACGAGAUUAGAAAGGAGGAGGAGGACAUUCAGUAUAACUACAAACAAAUAAUAGAAGCGUUGGAAAAACAAAUGGGGAAGGUGACAGACCCAGAGGGUGAAUGCAACACGGUUGAGCUGAGAAAAUUUGAGCACAAACGAGAAGAAGAAGAGGACAGAGAGAGAAAGGGACAAAAGGAGAAACAACGACAACAGUGGAAGCAAAGGCUUGAGAAGUUUGAAGUAAAAAGCAAGUUGGACUUGCAACCAAAACAAUUAAGCCAGGAAGAUCCAAGGAAAUUGCGAAGGGUCUCAGGGACAGAGAACCAGACCUCUGAAAAUAGAAGUAUGGAACAGGAGAGCGUCAAAACAAUACAGCCUCCUAAGGAAACGAAUAUCGUCAGGAAGAACAUAGAAGAUCAAGCCCCCCAAAAGCUGGAGGAGACGCAGAUGCAGGAAUUAAUAAAAACAUACCAUGAAGAGCUGGCAAAGCUGAAGGCCAAAUAUGAACAAGAAGCCCAAAAAGAGGCAGAAAGAUUAAAUGAGUUUAAAGACAAGUACACUCGAGAUUUUGAUGCUCUCCUGGAGAAACACGGGGAGGAAAUCUCAUGUCUGAAGAAACGUUAUGAGAGAGAAAUAGUUCAUAUACACACCCAGAAAGCGUGCGGUUCUUUGCAGAAUAUCACAGCUUUCACUGAGGGACUUUUAAGUGAACCCGUGUGGCAUGUCAAUGACACACUACAACAUGAAAUAAGAAAUCGACAGCAAGAGGAAAUGAAUGAUUUGAAGAAAAAACAAAAAAAGCAUUGUUCAAUUUGCGUCCCACUGAAAGGCAAUAUGGCAGCAGCAAGACCUGUUCCAAUGAAACGAAGCAUCAGUCUUCCAUCACACAAGUCUGAGCUGAAGCUGGUUCUUCUGGGGGAAAGUCAGAGUCUGAAGGCUCCAGUGGGAAACCUCCUUUUGGGAAAAACACAGUUCAGUCAACAUUAUAAAUGUGUCAAAGGCAGUGGAAGAUUUAAGGACAGACCAGUGACUGUGGUCUACACUCCAGACCAGCUGCUUUCCACUGUUUCCGAAAAUGGACAGCAGCAGUUUAUACAAGACAUUAAAGAUGUGAGUGGCCCUGGUCCUCAUGUGUUUUUGCUAGUUCUACAGCCUGAAAUCUUCACUGAAGAACACAAAAGGAGAAUUCAGUCAGUCCUGGAGAGUCUUAGUGAUCAGCCCUUCCACAAUUCAGUGGUGGUGAUGUCCAGACCACGAGCAGUGUCACUAGGGUCUAAGGAUGAAUACAUGAGUCAGCCACAUAUAAAGGACUUGAUCACUAAAUGUAAGAACAGAUAUAUGUGGACGGAUUACAUUGAUCUAAAUGAUCUGAAUCUUGUAGAAUAUAAACUUAAAGAGCUGUUUUCCAUAAUCAAUAUGGUUUUUGAGCCACACCAUGCACAAAAACCUGUGGCUCCGGAGAGACAAAGAAAUAGACAGGAGUGUCUGAGGAUUGUGUUGUUUGGGAAAACUGGCAACGGAAAAAGUGCCACUGCCAACACAAUUUUGGGACGAGAGUGUUUCAGAUCUGUCACCCACCCUACAUCUGUCACCAAAAUCUGUCAGAAAGAGGAGGGUGAAGUUGAUGGACAGAAGGUUGUUGUUGUUGACUCUCCUGGUUUAUUUGAUACAUCUUUGUCAAAUGAGGAACUGCAGGGGGAGCUUGUAAAAUGCAUCACAAUGCUCGCUCCUGGGCCCCACGUCUUCUUAUUGGUGCUGCAGAUCGGCCGAUUCACUAAAGAAGAAAAAGAGUCAGUGGAGCUGCUGAAAACGUACUUUGGGGAAAAAUCAAGUCCCUUUAUCAUCACUCUCUUCACUAAAAUUGAUGCCCUUGAUACCAUGCCCAUUGAAGAUUACAUUGAGGCAUGUGAUGAUUUGAAGAAAAUUAUUCAAGACUGUGGAGGGAGAUUCCAUGGCUUUAACAAUAAAGACAAAAACAAUCAGUCACAGGUUCGACAACUCAUACAAAAAGCCAACAAAAUGGUGAUGGAAAACGGAGGGAGCUACUACUCAACAGAGACGUUCCAAGAGGCAGAGGUGGCCAUAAAAAAGGAGAUGGAGAGACUGCUGCAAGAAAAGGAGGACGAGAUUAGAAAGGAGGAGGAGGACAUUCAGUAUAGCUACAAACAAAUAAUAGAAGCGUUGGAAAAACAAAUGGGGAAGGUGACAGACCCAGAGGGUGAAUGCAACAAGGUUGAGCUGAGAAAUGUUGCACAAAAACAAGAAGAAGCAGAAGAGGACAGAGAGAAAAAGGAACAAGAGGAGAAACACCAACAGCGACAACAGUGGAAGCAAAGGCUUGAGAAGUUUGAAGUAAAAAGCAAGUUAGAGUCGCAACCAAAACAAAUGAGCCAGGAAGAGAUAAGAAAAUCGCAAAGGAUCUUAGGAAAAGAGAUAGAUGAGUGGUGGUCAAACCGGACCUCUGUGAAUAGAAGUAUGGAACAGGAGAGUGUCAAAACAAUACAGCCUCAUAAGGAAUCCAGCAUCAUCAGGAAGAAUGAAGAAGAUCAAGCCCCCCAACAGCUGGAGGAGAUGCAGGUGCAGGAAUUAAUAAAAAAUUACCAUGAAGAGCUGGCAAAGCUGAAGGCCAAAUAUGAACAAGAAGCCCGAAAAGAGGCAGAAAGAUUAAAUGAGUUUAAAGACAAGUACACUAAAGAUUUUGAUGCUCUCCUGGAGAAACACGGGGAGGAAAUCUCAACCCUGAAGAGAGAAAUAGUUCAUAAACACACCAAGAAAAAAAAUACACGUGGUUCUUUGCAGAAUAGCACAGAUUUGAACGAGGAAACUUUAAGAGCAACUACGUGGCACGUCAACGACACACAGCUACUCGAUGAAAUGAUAAAUGAAGAUGAAGAUGAAGAUGAAAUUAAUGAUUUGAAGAAAAAACCCAAAGGGAACUGUUCAAUUUGCUAACCUCAAAAUUGCUCAAGAUAUUACAUAUACACUACCAGUGAAAAGUUUAGACAUUUUUGAGUCUUCUUUAUUUCCAUGAUUAUUUACACUGUAGAUUCUCACUGAAGGCAUCAAAACUAUGAAUGACACAUGUGGAGUGCAGUAAACAAAACUCAAUAACUCCAGUCUUAAAAACAGCCACCCUUUGCUUUGAUCACUGCUUUACACUUUUGGCAUUUGACCCUGACAAAGCACAGCUGUGAAGUGAAAACUAUUUCAGGAGACUUCAUCAAGAAGCUCAUUGAGAGAAGGCCAAGGGUUUGCAGCCCUGUCAACAAAGCAAAUGGUGGCUAAGAUUUGAAUAAAAAAUAUAAAGAAUAUUUUGUGUAGUUAUUUGCCUUUUUUCUUUGCUACAUAAUUCCAUAUAUCAUAGCCAACAAUGACCAUGACAACCACGGAUUUUGAGGUCUUCUGGAUCUGUAUAAAAUGUACAAAGUUGUAAACAAAAAAACAAAAAAAAAUUAAUGAGAGGGUAUGUCCAAUCUUAUGACUAAUGUACUUGUGAAUUGUUAGAAUCUUAGUAAACCGAGUAGUAGUAGAAAAGUAAAUAAAUAUGUCCAUGUGCUUGACCGACAUGUGCUCGGUUUUGAAUAACACUUGACUGUUAAGUGGCACGACACAAACUGUACAGUGUGAUUGUCUUUACGAAAUACAUCAAAUGUCUAAAGGUUUCUUGUUUGUUCUUCAAAAAAAUAAAUAAUUUGCAAUUAGUUUGUAUGAAAAGUGUUGUUAUUAAUUUGUUAUCGACUAAAUAUUGAUUUCCAUUCCAAGUCUUCUUGUCUACCCGUAAAAGUCACCGCAUGCUACUGAGUACUGAUUUGCAUUCCCUUUUCAGUUGAUGUAUUUCCUCAGGCCAAUAUAUAAAAAAACAAAAAAAAAAAAAAAAAAAAACACAUUUCCGCUCCAUUUUUCACAUACAAAAUGUAGGCCUAAACCACAAAUGACCAGGACGUCUAAACUUACCUGGGAUCCAAAAUAUACACUUCUUCAAUAUUUACCAUUUUAAGAUUUGAGUCUGGUCACUGCAGCAUCUUCCCGUUUUCAAAUGGGUUUGACUGACAGGUGGAUUAGACAAUCAGUGACACGCAUGGUCUUUCUGUAUUUGAAAAAAAUAAAGGAAAAAAAAUAUCAAAAACGGCUGAAAAACAUGAGACAUUUCUGCAGAAUCAAUGAGCCAAGCACUAAACUCUAAUAAUCUGAGGUGAGAUAAAUGUGAUUUUGUUUGUAAAUGAUAGGUGACCAAUGAGGUGACCUGUUUCAUAUGGGUCAAAAACUGGGUCAGGAAACUGAUUGCAUGAUGUCCAGUUCUGAUUUGAGACGCAUCGGAGGAAGUGGGGACCAGAAUGAUAUCAAUCUGUAUAAAAUAUACAGUGAUAGUGUAGAACCUUAGAGUGUUAACUACAGGGGAAUAAUAAGUGUAAUAAUAAUAAUAAUAAUAAUAAUGUACUAUUCUAUGGACCAGGGAAUUUCAGUUAGAUUUGACUACUGGAGCAGUUGUUGGGAGAACCUGAGUAAGAAGAACCACAGACCAGAGAAAUAAGUUUAAAUUGCCGGCUUAUUAUUUGAACAGUUGGUAAAUAGG